CUUAGCCGGGGGCCUAAGGGGCUAUACAAUGUACAGGUCUGCUCCCUAUGCCACACUAGCAGCCCUGAGUCCUCCCUCUCCCCUCGGUCUACCCCAGAGCCAAAGGGAGCGCCAUUAUUGCACCGCCUAAAACUUGGCCCCAGGACCGGGCGACGAGGUGCGACAUUGAAUACUGCCGGUGCCAAAACCCGUUACAGAUAUCAUGUACUAUACAGUACCAACUUGAAUAUCACACUGGCACUGGCGGUCCUAGUCAGUGCCAGACCAGGCUUUAGGCGCCGGCAGCCAUGGCAUCUUUUCGCACCAAUAAAAAUACCCGGCAGUAUUUCCAACUCAACAACACUCAGGACACUCCUACAGAUGCUGUCCAAGGGCCAGAUGCAGCUAAUUACUACUGAGGCGAAAUGAAGACAACAAAUUCUGCGAGGAUGGGCAGGCAAUAUUACUCGCAUGCCCCUCGACCAGGGAGGCAUGCUGGGUUGAACUCCUCAAACUCUUCAAGUCUCGUACAAUAUAUAGGUACUGUACCUAUAUUGGACACCACGGAGCCUCACUCAUUGUCUACCGCUGUCCUCCCUAACAGAGUGCUCUAUUCCCACAGUCAUUGCUAAGCCUGCACUUCAAGUCCCAUGGCGACUUCAACACCAAGCGGUGUGUACUUCAUCACCACCGAGGAGACUUCAACACCAAGCUACUUCAUCACCACGGUGACUUCAACACCAACCGUGUUCUACACCAUUCCGAACGUCAUACCUGUAACAACGACUUUCACUCCCGCUCCGACGUGCCAGUCGCCAUACCUUACCAUGCUGUCGUCCCCAGGCUAUCAAAUAUGGUUCGCUGAACCUGUACCUGUCCCGGCUACGACGGCUUCGGCAUGCUACCCAAGUGAAUGGAUAGAAUACUACAGCAGCAGAGGAACGUCUUCGAUCGUACCGGUAGUCAGCCCGCUGAUCUGUCCGCAAGGCUGGGAGGCGGUGGAAAGCUGGAGCUCAAGCUACAUUGCUUGUUGUCCUUCGUCCUAUCAACUGCACAACCCUGAUGUCCUUGUUGAUAACACUCGAUCAGCGUACGGCGGCACAUGUUACAGCGACCUUAGUUCCGGCCAGACGUUAACUGUGACCGGCUACGAUACAGCUUCCGUUACAGCAACAUUUACCUGGGUCGCUUCUGUGACGAAUGCCCAAGUCUAUGCCCAUCCCAUCGAUGGAUAUCAGGAAAUCCUAGCGACACAGACUUCUUCUUCAUCACACAUCGCUACCAGUACCCCGGUAGCAACAUCCUCCGUUUCCGAGUCUCCAUCGCCAAUUCCAUCUCCACAUCCAGCCCUUUCCGGCGGCGCUAUAGCAGGAUUGGUUAUUGCCUCAGUGCUUGGAGCGGUUUUCCUAGGGGUUGGUGCAGCACUCCUUUAUUGGCGACGGAGAAAGGCUCUCAAUAACGGACAAAUUGAGACACUGCCGCAUGACCAGGUUCCACCAUACUACUCGGAGAGACCUGACAAUGCGCCUGACAUGUUGCAAGUGCAGCACAAGAGAGCGUCCUCCAACGUAGCGGAGCUACCCGGCGAUCAACAAGUUCACGAAUUGGGCUCAGCUCGAGUAAUAGCAGAGCUUCCGGAGAAUUACAGCCAUAUCUCGAACAGCGAUAAGGGGCACAGCGACCUAAGUGGUAGUACUCAAGUUUGAUGUGACGGGUUGAGCGUUGGGGGGGUGCGAGUGACAGAGAGCCAGCUCAAGACGCAUCGCGCAAACAUUUUGACGAGCAGACUUCUUCACAGUCAGUCAGUCAGUCCAGUCGGAGGACAAGAAGUUGUCGGCCUAACUGGACUGACUAUAGGACUGCUUACCUCAGCCUUGUCGCCGGGGUGGGAAUAUACUGUCGUGGUUCGACCAAGGAAAUACGCUCCUCCCUGUCGGGUACAGAGCCUUCGUUUAUGUCUGCAGCGAGUAGCCGCCGGAUUGUGUGGUUGGGCAACAGUUGAACGAAACGGCUCGAAACAAGUGUGUGAUCGGAGCCAAGCAGGUGGUGAGCGGAAAGAGGCGGGCAGACUUUCACGCAAACGUACAACGACCCGAAAGAGCAGAGCAGAGAGUACAGAGGCACAGGAAAUAAACUCAAGGGCUGGAGAACUCGGAUGGAGCGAUCUGAAUAAAGAUCCGCCGUGGAUCCCGAAGCCAGAAGAUACAGUAUCAAGACGCGUGGAGCUUGCGUCUGCAUCUGUCGUCGCUCCGAUGAAUAUGGUCCAGAAGUCUUGCUUCGGAACUGUGAUCCUCUACACUCACUAAUGAUGGUCUGCACACGUUAGGUAUAUGAGAGCAAAUAUUGAACCCGUAUAGGUACCAGUA
Messenger RNA from Exophiala dermatitidis NIH/UT8656, 2345 nucleotides. RefSeq lists its product as uncharacterized. The record is from RefSeq and is a predicted model, not a curated record. The coding region runs from base 630 to 1685 and encodes 351 amino acids. The transcript has 3 exons. Lineage: Eukaryota; Fungi; Ascomycota; Eurotiomycetes; Chaetothyriales; Herpotrichiellaceae.